Molecule: messenger RNA, 750 nt
Organism: Penicillium soppii
Lineage: Eukaryota; Fungi; Ascomycota; Eurotiomycetes; Eurotiales; Aspergillaceae
Product: putative extracellular soluble lytic transglycosylase
Exons: 2
Coding region: 1-750 (249 amino acids)
Source: RefSeq, a predicted model, not a curated record
AUGGCCAUUCUCAAGCCCAUUGUCCUCGCCACCUUGGCUCUGGCAGCUCAGUCCACCGCUCAAUCUGCCAACCCCGGACUAGGAGCAAACCCUAAGGCCCAAGGAUCAACCGAAGAGGUCACCCAGACCACCGGUCCAAAUGGAUCCGAAGACUGGCUCAACACCGGCAUCACCGAUGGCGGCUGGAACCCGCCGUUCCUCGCCCUGGAAGACGUCUACCACAUCUCGCUAGAUGACUUCUACAACGGUAUCGGCUCUCCCUGCAAGAAAUACGACCAGUACUUCCAAAGCGCGGGAUCCAAGUAUAGCGUGGACCCGGUGAUUCUCGCCGUUAUUGCCAUGCAAGAGUCAUCCUGCAACGCCGAUGAAGGCGGGCCAACACCGGGAUUGAUGCAGGUUUCGUGUGAAAACUACCCGAAUGGCGAAUGCACGGGUGGUAUUCAAGAUAAUGUCGACGCGGGUACCAAGUACCUCACUUCGCAGCUGGAUUCGUCGGGUGGAAAUGCUCUCAAGGCAUUUGGUUCUUAUAACGGGUGGUUUACGAAGGGGAGCGGAUUGAAUGGUAAUAAGGGUCUGACACAGGAUUACCCCUGCUCGUCGGAGGGUAAGUCCAAUGGUGUUCCACAGAACUUGGACUACUUGCACCAGGUUCUCAAUGGAUGGCUGAUGGGCUUGGAUGUUUAUGGGGCUGAUAACUGGAUUGGUACCUAUAAGUGUGACCAGUCCUGUGAUGACGGUAGCAAGUGUUAG